CACAGGUUGACACUGUUGCUCAUUCAGAUUCAUGAUGGGAGCUGAACAGUGGGGACCUUGCUUUGAUGACAUCUAAAGCCUUGUUUUUGAACCCAAGCCUGGAGCAAAGCUUUUAAAUGGAGAGGAAUCAGAGCAGAGUGACUCAAUAAAACAUAGGAAAGGUUUCAACAGGGAUGCCCGCUAAGCCUGCAGUUUUCACCUUUGUGCCUCUGGUGCACAAGCUUCCAGUUGAAAGCAUUCUUGCCAAGGAUGAGAGGUCUGAAACCCUAAAAGGAAAAUCAGAUAAGAGCAUUGCUGUGUCCCAGGAGAGGACAACCGGAGAGGCCAUGUCACAGGAAGACAUUUGCAAAGCGGAGAUUGUCUUUAUCAAGGACGUUUAUGAGGAAGGAGUACGGAAACUUAUCCAACUGGAGCAAGAACCUCAGUAUAGUCCACCAGAUCAUGAAAGCUUCUGUGGAUCCAAGUCUCCUUCAGUCAGUGCCUGUUCUGAAAAUACACCCAAGCAUGAGGCCACGGCGACAGUCUCUAUGGAAACAGUUGUUGAUAAAUGCAGGGGCAGUUCCUGGCAGCAGUGCUACGAUAUCUCUGGGCAUUCUGAACAUAGCUUGGGGUACAUGGCAAACACAGUGUCUGUGUCAGAAGACAGAACUAGUCCCAUAAAUUCUCCAGACCUCUUCCCCACCCCUUCUUCCUCCAGAGAGUCCAUUCUUUCAGAGGGCUUGGAUAAAGAGCGGAGUUGGUACUCCAUGCAGCCGUCCUCUGUGGCUUCUCCUACUUCUUUUAGCAGAACUGUUUCUCAGUGUUCAUCUAUCCGCUCUGGAGUCUUCUCUCCUUCUGUGGUUCAGAUCAGGAGGCACGUUCUUGCUCCUGGCUCAAGUCUGAUUCAUACUCCUCAGUCCUGUUUCUCAUCCUGUGACAGUCUGUCCUCUUCCACUUGUCAGCAAAGUCCCCCUUCCCGGCGUCGCCCCCCUCUCACCCGGCUCUCCCUCCUCACUGCAAUACUUAGAAAAGGUCGUCUUCCUGUGCUGUCUUCUGGGCUGCAGAGGCCUUACACCCCCUGCUGGCCUGUUAACCCUGUGACUCUGUCUGUCUGCAAUGCAUGCUCAGCUGCCUCCAGUGUGGCCUCUGUUCCCCUGGAGAUUUCCUCCCGGUUCUCUAUGCCCACCUCUGUAGACAGUCGAAACCGUGCUAACUGGGAGCCCAGCAGGUUUCACCCUUCACCUCUAGCUGCAGAGUCAAGCAAACCCCUCAUGGAAGGUCCUCAAAUUCAGGUGACAAGCAGUCAACUUAGGAGAGAGCUGGUAAUUUCACCUCCACUAAAUAAAAGCAACACGAUCCCUGAAACCUUCCCACCUCUGCUCCCAAGUUUAAAAUCCAUUUCCAUGGUGCGGCAUGAAAAACCUGCCAUGAGGGCUUGUACCAACAGCUUUAUUUCUAAGCUGCAAAAGCUAAGCCCUACCAUGCUCCUCACAGACCAUACAAAUAACUCCAAAAAGGUAAUUCCCUCAACCUCUAAAUCUAUUAAAGAGCGUGAGAACUCUGUGCCUCUGAAAUGGACUUGCCCACCAAAUUCAUCUCUCUCAAGGCUCCAAAGGCUGUCUCAGCAGCUAAGAUCUCAGCCUGGCUUCCCGUCUCCUCUGCGUCCCGCUCCUGAACAAAAUACACCUUUGGAAACAGGUUCCUCUCUGUUGGAUUUGCAAGAAACAACAAAGUCUGGGGGUGACAAGUCAGAGGGGAGCCGCCCUGUUUCCACACUUCAGACUUUUCAGAAAGGUCACAACCUAUCUCCUUCUUGCUACAAAACAGUAGCUUUUCCUGGUUGGUCAUCCCCCACCAAUUCAGCCACUCCUACACCCUCUCCUGCCCCACCAAGCAAAGACUUCACCUCUUCGCCUUCCUGGUCCCAAUGCUCCACGCCAUCCCCAAGGCCAGGAAGUGGGAUUUCAGACUGCUCAGGCAGGGAGGAUAAAAAAAGAAAGCAGCAGGCACACAAGAUUAAGUCAAGCUACAAAUCACUGGCUGCAAUCCCAACAAACACAAUUCUCUUGGACCAGCAAGCUAUAGAUGAAGAGGUAGAGGAAAAAUUUAAUUAUAGCAACACCCAGGACAGAUCUGAUAUAGACACCCAUGAAGAGAUGUGCUCCCCUGCUGAACUCCGGCAAAAGUCAGAGGAACUCUAUGCAGUUAUUGAUGAGAUACUUGCAAACACCGGUCCACCAAAGACCUCAAAGUCAUCGCCUACCAAGAAGCAUUUUGAGCACAAUCCUGCAUUUUCAAAGUCCUUUGGGCGUGAAACCAAAUACGCAUCUUUGUGCAGCUUGCACCCAUCUGCCAAUAAGGAGAGAAAACUGACAGAUAUUGAAAAGACAAAACCCGGGGUGAUUCGCCCGAUGACAGCUAUUCCUAGACUGACAGAUGAGGUCGAAGACUGGUUUAAAUCAAUUUCCUUGAGGAAGUAUUUUAAGCAAGCCAUAACUCAGAGGGAAAAGAUGGAAAAUAUCAGACUUGAAGCAGCACGGACUGAUUUGUUCACGGACUCAAAAGGAAAAUUGGUAGAAGAUAAGACGACAGCAGAAAGCAGAAGUCUGUUCCCGGUUUGUGAGCUGCACAUUAAGGAACCCGAUGAGCAGCUCAGUCCAAAUGGAAAAGAAGUGGGAACAUCUUUUGGUACCACUGGCAGGAACAUGGAAGUGUUUGAAGCUUGUUUGUAAAGUAUUAUAUUCCAAUGUUUCUCAGUAGAGAGUUAUCUGCCAAUCACAUACUAUUGCAGCUAAUUAUGCAUAAGAAGGCGAUUUUCACUUUAUCAGAUUGAGUAAAGGCUUGAAUCUUUGUAGCUGCUAACAGUUGCAGGCAGCUUAUAUUAAAAAGGGAUAAUACAACUGCCAAAAACUGAUUAUAUAAGAUCACCCUCUCGAAAUUCUUUGUAAUAUUUUUAACAGUAAGUCAUUUAUUACAGAAUAAAGCUGUGAUCUGUUA
Messenger RNA from Cyprinodon tularosa, 2976 nucleotides. Its product is annotated as muscular LMNA-interacting protein. Gene Ontology annotation, molecular function: lamin binding; transcription corepressor activity. Lineage: Eukaryota; Metazoa; Chordata; Actinopteri; Cyprinodontiformes; Cyprinodontidae. The coding region runs from base 174 to 2711 and encodes 845 amino acids. The record is from RefSeq and is a predicted model, not a curated record. Gene Ontology annotation, biological process: negative regulation of transcription by RNA polymerase II. The transcript has 12 exons. Gene Ontology annotation, cellular component: PML body; sarcolemma; nuclear envelope.